GGUGUCCCGGGGGGUUGGCGGAGCUCAGCGCCGCGGGGCGGUGCGGCGGGGAGGCCGGGCGAUCCUUGUUGGGGCGGGGCCGGCGCUCGGGCUGGAGGGCAGCGAUGGGGGCGCAGCUCAGCACGCUGGGUUGGGUUGUGACAUACCCAUUAUGGCUCAUCUACAGCACUGUCCGGAGGCUUUUUGGGACUCCCCGUCCUGCAAUCACUCUGAAGGAUCCUGAAGUGAAGUAUGCGUUGAGGCUGAUUGAUAAAGAGGAAGUAAGCCAUGACACAAGGAGAUUUCGGUUUGCUCUCCCUUCCACGGAUCACGUUCUGGGUCUGCCAAUAGGUACGUUCCGCCUUUCCUUCCUGAGACUCAGAGCCACAUUAGUUGUACUGUAAAAGAUCUCAUGGGGGAUUUUCUCUUAUGUUUUGAACUGUUGAAUCUCAAAUGCUGCCUGUGUGGCUGGGUCCCAGUGCUGUGAGUCAUGUGCAGUGCCUGAAACCCAGCGUUCUUACUGAGCGCGUACAUCCUGCUUCUUUCUGGGAAGAUGGCAGAAGAAAGAAGUGUCGGUCUUUGUAUUUUUCUAAUCUUAACUUUCCAGUGCGUGUUACUCCCAUGGCACUCGGUGUCUGUGAUCCCACCCAUCCCUCAAGGCAAUGUUCCCAGCUGCUUCCCAGCUAAGGCAUGCAGUUCACCAGCUAGUCUGCUAAGCUCUGAGUCGCAUGGAACUUGUUAGUCACCAUGGAGUAGAUGUUUCCUGAGGCCUUGCCAUGUGGCGUAUUGCCUUCCAUACUAGCUUAGUGCUGUUGUUUCUCACUGCUUAAGAGCAUUGAAAGAGCAUUUCACUGCGGCUUGUGUUGAAUAAGGACUUUGGCUGUAGAUGCCUCUUGGAUGGUCUGUGGGUCAGGGGUGCUUGAUGGCAUAGGAUGUGGGAAGCAAGGCAGCUGGGAGUAACGGGUGUGGCAGCCAUGGGACAGACUCUGGAAUGCACUGUGUUUAGUCCAACACCAGCUUUUGGCUUUUAUCAGUGUCAUGGUUUAAUAAUUUUGUAAUUUUUGCUAUCAGUAUUCCACAUCAUAACAUCAUAUAAAGCAUGA
Molecule: messenger RNA, 1082 nt
Organism: Coturnix japonica (Japanese quail)
Lineage: Eukaryota; Metazoa; Chordata; Aves; Galliformes; Phasianidae
Source: RefSeq, a predicted model, not a curated record